AUGUCGAGUUCAGGAUCGGGCCAUUCGACUCAUCCACAGAGUGAUAGUGCUCAGUCAUCCUCACUAGCAUCUGCAUCUGCAACUCAUCAUUCGUCAUCCAGAAAACGUAAUUCACCAAAUACAGGUGCGGCUCGUAAAGAAACUCAAGCAACACAGUCAGUCGCCGCAGUGGGAUCAACCUCAUCGAAACUUCGCAAACUCGCACACUCAUCUGCAAAUCAGGUGCGUCGUGUUCAACUCAUUCUGUGCUUACCUUUAAAGGAUGUAUAUGACUCUGAAGAGUAUUUCGAGAAAAUCUUUAAAAUAAGAAAAAGACAUGAUUGCUGA
Molecule: messenger RNA, 327 nt
Organism: Anisakis simplex (herring worm)
Lineage: Eukaryota; Metazoa; Nematoda; Chromadorea; Rhabditida; Anisakidae
Source: the annotation of a GenBank genome assembly